AAGAAAAGAUUAUUAGGGGAAUAAACAGCUCUAAAAAAAUUCAACUUUCAAACCUCUAAAUAAACCCUACAAAAUCAAGUUAUCUAUCCAUUCCUCUAGGGUUUUGUGAUUUUCAUAAACUUCAACUUCAGUUUGAUUAGAGAUGCAAUUGACACUUGAAUUCGGGGGAGGACUGGAGCUUCUUUGUGAUUCUGUGAAGAUCCAUAACAUUAAUGUUGACCCUCAAGAUGGAGAGAAGCAGUUAACGAUGAAAAACUUGCUCUCUUGGGUACGCACCAAUGUGAUCAAGGAGAGGCCUGAAAUGUUUAUGAAAGGAGACUCAGUGAGGCCUGGAGUUCUAGUCCUUGUAAACGACACUGAUUGGGAACUAAGUGGCCAGCUCGAAACAGUGCUGGAAGAGAAGGAUAACGUAGUUUUCAUCUCAACAUUGCAUGGCGGUUGACGUUGAUAUUAUACUUCGCGAGCUUCUGAAAACUCGAGACUAUAAUAGAACUUUGGUCAUUAAUUAUGUAAUGUAAUAAUCAAGAAUGAAGUGUAUUGAAUGUAUGAUGCUAACAUAAGUGCAUUUUGAUUACUGAUUC
Lycium barbarum (goji berry) is the source of this 581-nucleotide messenger RNA. Its product is annotated as ubiquitin-related modifier 1 homolog 1-like. Gene Ontology annotation, molecular function: protein tag activity. Gene Ontology annotation, biological process: tRNA thio-modification; protein urmylation. The transcript is spliced from 4 exons. The record is from RefSeq and is a predicted model, not a curated record. Gene Ontology annotation, cellular component: nucleus; cytoplasm. Bases 143 to 442 code for a protein of 99 amino acids. NCBI's taxonomy places the organism in Eukaryota, Viridiplantae, Streptophyta, Magnoliopsida, Solanales, Solanaceae.